Molecule: messenger RNA, 3528 nt
Organism: Laetiporus sulphureus 93-53
Lineage: Eukaryota; Fungi; Basidiomycota; Agaricomycetes; Polyporales; Laetiporaceae
Exons: 5
Coding region: 131-3169 (1012 amino acids)
Source: RefSeq, a predicted model, not a curated record
CCAUCUUCUACGACGACCAAGUGAAGAGCAAUCUCCUCCGCGCGGUAUAAGCACGCAUUUUCCUCAGCAUAUAAGCCUGUGCUCGACGUUUUGACAUUUUUCAUCGCGUUCACACUUCCACAAGCCUGUCAUGAGCCGCGCCACUAGGGCCCGGAGGGGUGCUACGAUGCAGUCUACUCAGACAGGUCGACCUUCAACAGGCAAAGCAUCUUCUUCCCGUGCUCCUGUUCGGAAGGCUAGUCCGGAAGCUGGCCCUUCCGGGACUCGCACUCCUACGGACGGACAGCAGGCCACCGCCCCGCCUCGCACUCCCGAGAAUCGGAACAGGCCUCCCAACAGUGGUCCACUUCUGCACACUCCCAUGGCAAGAAACGAGAACUCGAGUCAGGAGUAUGGGUUUGAUGGUGUAGAGGCGGAGAAACGUUAUCUGCGUCUAGCUGACGAGGCUCAGGACUGGACACUCGGCCCAAUGCCUGUCGUGGAUUUCUGCAAUAGUCUAUGUCCUGGCUUCAAGGAGAUGUCAUUUGAGGGCAUGCCUCCCUCUGCGGGAGCCUUUGCGGAUGUUCCUAAGCAAGCCGAGAAGGAACAGGAACUCUACGUUCCACUUAUUACCGCGGUGAAUGGUCAGGGCGAUGAAUGCAGAUGUCCAGGAAUCACGUUCAAAGAUACAUCGUCACGGGCGGAGACUUCGGGUCCCGGUGUGCAGAAGCCAGAUCUUUGCGGCUACCGAGAUGGUGUAGAGGUUCCCGAGAAGAAAAGCAAGAGCAGUGCGGCUGUUGCUCAUAUGGGCUACGCGGAAAUAUUCAUUGAAGUGAAACGCAGCGUAGCGGUCGACUUUUUCACGGAUCCCCCGAAGAAUGUGGAACGCUCAACGCACCAGUUCAUCCUUAAUCAUUCGUCGUUGAAAAACAAGGAUAUUGCAAAGAGAGCUCUCGGGCAGAAUAUUGCAUAUGCUACGGAGAUUCUUGCCCGGCAGCAUCGCCACUCCCUCUUCUCGUUGUCCAUGUCGGGCUCCCAUGUUAGAUUGUUCUACUGGGAUCGUGGCGGGAUGAUUGUUACGGAAUCUGUCGAUCUGCAUCAGGAUCCCGAGUUGGUGUGUAGGUUCUUGUGGUGGUUCGGCCAUGCUAGCGAUCAUGCCCGAGGCUUCGACAUGACGGUGGAAUGGGCUACGGAUGCAGCGGAGGAGGAAACGUUCAAGAAGGCGAUUGCUCAGCACGUCAAGGAGCAGUUGCUGCUCUCUGCUUCGGUUGAGGACGUUAUGCGCCCACCAAAGAGGAAGAAGGGAAAGGCAGCAGUCGAGGGACAAAUCCCAGAAGAUCAGGAACGACUGAAACGGGGUUUGCGCGAGCACUACGAGCCGGGCAAAGUCGCAGUCAUUCACGUGUUCGAGGAGGCUGGCGAGCAAGGCACCACCGAGGUUCGACCGGUCCGCUAUCUCGUUUCAUGCCCUGUUGUAUCGCCCAUGUCGGUUGCAAGUCGAGCCACGCGCGGAUAUUGGGCGAUGGCUUUGGAUGGCAGCGUCAGGUUUCUGAAGGACACUUGGCGCUAUCGGGAUAAAAAAGAAGAAAUACAGCCGGAAGGAACCAUUCUGGAAGGCUUGAAACAGUACGAAAUACGGAAUGUGCCCAAAGUUAUGCACCAUGGUGAUGUGAAGCUAAGUAGUGAACAUGAUACAGAAUAUCAAGAGACGCGUACACACGAGUUCGUCAAAGCUCCGUGGUUGUGUAAAGGCACUGGUGUAGUUGGAAAGUCUCGAGAGAUCACGGUUUCGCGGCACGUGCACUAUAGAGUCGUUUUGGAUAUCGCUGGCUACAGCCUACCCCAUCUUCAGAGCUCGAAGGAGCUUCUUCGCAGUACCCAUGAUGUUCUCGAUGCAAUGACGGAUGCCUACAAAAAGGCCAAGAAGAUUCACCGCGAUCUAAGUGUAAGAAACAUCGUUUUGUUUAGGAAGCCUGGCGAGGAUAGAAGGACCGGAUAUCUAAUAGAUUGGGAGUUCUGCUGCGGCAUCAAGCGUGCUCCAAGGGGCCGCAAAUGGCACAUCACUGGCACCUGGCAGUUCAUGUCGGUGAACGUCCUGACUAAAUCUAACUAUCUGCACGUUAUCCAGGACGACAUGGAGUCUUUACUCUACGUAGUCCUCUACUGCGCUGCACGAUGGCUGGGUCAUAAUCAAUCUGGGGAGGACCUGGAGACCUUCUUCUCUGAGUUCUUCGAUGAACACCUCGUCAUCGGCGGAAAGGAUAAAGGCGGUCUACGGAAGAUAGCGAACAAGGUUGAGCGGUCCCAAACUUCAGCCUUCAAGUUCAAACCUCCUGCCUUGCACCGUUGGUUGAACAAAGCCAUGAAUUUGAAUUCUCCGGAAAACACAUACAAGAAGGGUGGGUACCCGAGAUCCUGGACUCUCGCUAAUUUAGCGCGGAUGUCGGAUGAGAUCUUAAACAUGCGGUUCCCUGUUAAGCCGGAUAGAGUAGAACGCAAGAUUCACAAUGUUGCUGCCGAACGGCCACCUUUCCGAGCCACCACUACUUCCAUGGGCCGCAGUCUCGCUGUUGCUCAGAACGGAGAGGAAGACGACGAGGGCGAUGAAUCUGAGCCAGUGGUUGGCAAGGGAAAGCAACGCGCUGUGGAUACACGCUCUAGGCGGGGGCAGAAACGCGUGGCAGAAACUAUCGCUGGGAAGGGCAAACAACGCGCCGGGGAGCCAAGCUCCAGCAGAUCGAAGAAACGCCGCGGCGAAGAACCUGUCAUGCUGGACGACAGCGAGGUUGACGAGGGUGUCGUACAACAGGACGAGGACUCGAUGGACGUCGAUGAGCAGGAAGUCACGGAAGCUAUCCACGAACGAACCAGCCUCGGCAAACGUCGGGCGUCGAUAGCGGUCGACGACGAACGGCCAUUGAAGAAGACGAAGACAAAGCCAGGAAAGUCGAGCGCCAAGGCCGGCACAAGUGGGCAACGCUCGCGCACACACCAGCAGACCUCCGCGGAAGCUGGUCCCAGUCGCCGGUCACCUACUCCCCCGCCUCGACCUCAGCCGGACAGCUCUCGCUCCAAGACGCAGACACUGCAGGGACAACAUACGACCUUGCGUCGGUCGGCCCGGAUAGGUGCUGCGGCACAGUCCACGACUCUCGGUGCAUCAAAGCCGGUUGUACGUCGGCGUACCUAGAAGCCUUCUAGUCGCUGUGGCUAUUCGAACGGGACUAAUGAGAACGCUUGCUAUGGAUAGGGAAGUUUGGUCUUUGGGGCAGUAGUAUGGGAGUUACUUCAAGCAAGCUGGGUGGUGUUCCGAACUGACUCGUGUAUAUGGAUCCUGUCGAAGGUUUCAGGAGUUUCGGGAUGCAUGCUCAGACAUUGGAUGGGUAGGAUCAAUAGUAUUGUACUCGUGAAAGCGAAUUGUUGCAUCAUGUCUGACGUCUGACUUGUAUUACUGGCAAGCGAUGAAUGUGUGCUACUUUAUGUACGUUGUGAAUGCUCAUCUUUGCUGAUCAACAUUACACAUAAUGUACAGCUAAUAUUUUGACGCAG